This is a messenger RNA of Planococcus citri (citrus mealybug), 585 nucleotides long. Its product is annotated as muscle M-line assembly protein unc-89-like. The record is from RefSeq and is a predicted model, not a curated record. NCBI's taxonomy places the organism in Eukaryota, Metazoa, Arthropoda, Insecta, Hemiptera, Pseudococcidae. The transcript is spliced from 2 exons. Bases 1 to 585 code for a protein of 194 amino acids.
AUGGCCGACGAACUCGAGGCUUUUAUGAGAUCCGAAAGCACCGAUCAAUUUUUUGAGCCUACUCCGGAACAAGAGGAGCUCCUUCUAUUGGCCGAACGAGGGGAAUCGUUUGAAUUUCCGGAGAGUCCAGAUGAUCUGGACUACGAACCAAUGUCGUCGCCGAAAAAGAAAUAUACACCUAAAUCUCCUCGAAAGACCACGCCGCCUAAAUCGCCAUCUAGGCCAUCGAAAUCGCCUAGUAAAUCGCCGAAUUCUUCGAAAUCAACUAAACAACGAAUCGACGAAGUGGUUGGUGAAAUCGCCGAAGCUGUUUUAUCGCCGUCGAGAAACGUUGAGCCAAGACCAUCAGGCUCCAACUAUAUACCACCCGAACAGGGUCGAAAACAAACCAGGCCCACCAAAGUAACCAUCGAUCGCACCAGAGCCCGAAAAUCGUCACCACCGAACAAAGUAAGCUCUGUAAUUAGAUCCGUCGAUAAUUGUCGAGACAAAAAACCGAUAAAACCGUCGAUAAAGUCACCGUCAAAAUCGCCCCAGAAAAAACCGUAUAAACCGCAAUCUCCGAAAAAAUCCUGUACCACCUAA